Terrapene triunguis (Three-toed box turtle) is the source of this 1505-nucleotide messenger RNA. It is a transcript of the gene FEN1, whose product is annotated as flap structure-specific endonuclease 1. Gene Ontology annotation, cellular component: nucleus. NCBI's taxonomy places the organism in Eukaryota, Metazoa, Chordata, Testudines, Emydidae. The coding region runs from base 106 to 1254 and encodes 382 amino acids. The transcript has 2 exons. Gene Ontology annotation, molecular function: DNA binding; RNA-DNA hybrid ribonuclease activity; magnesium ion binding. The record is from RefSeq and is a predicted model, not a curated record.
GCAGUGCGCGGCGCGGCGAGCGGCACCCGGCGCGCGAUUUCAGAACGCGGGAAGCGAGAGUCAGCGGCGGUGUCUGGAGGCCGCGCGCGUAGCCCAGCAGACAGGAUGGGAAUCCAUGGCCUGGCCAAGCUGAUCGCAGACGUGGCGCCUGGUGCCAUCCGAGAGAAUGACAUCAAGAGUUAUUUCGGCCGGAAGGUGGCGAUUGACGCCUCCAUGAGCAUCUACCAGUUCCUGAUUGCCGUGCGGCAGGGAGCUGACAUGCUGCAGAAUGAGGAAGGUGAGACCACCAGCCACCUGAUGGGCAUGUUCUACCGAACCAUUCGUAUGGUGGAGAAUGGUAUCAAACCGGUCUACGUCUUUGAUGGCAAGCCCCCCCAGCUGAAGUCGAGUGAGCUGGCCAAGCGGACUGAGCGCCGGGCCGAGGCAGAGAAGCAGCUCCAGGAGGCCCAAGAGGCAGGGGAAGAGGACAACGUGGAGAAAUUCAGCAAGAGGCUAGUCAAGGUGACGAAGCAGCACAAUGAUGAGUGCAAGAAGCUGCUGACCCUGAUGGGCAUUCCCUAUGUGGAGGCACCAGGUGAGGCUGAAGCCAGCUGUGCCACCUUAGUGAAAGCUGGCAAAGUCUAUGCAGCUGCCACUGAGGACAUGGACUGCCUGACCUUUGGCAGCCCCGUGCUGAUGCGGCACCUUACGGCCAGUGAGGCCAAGAAGCUCCCUAUCCAGGAAUUCCACCUGAACCGUGUCCUGCAGGACCUGGACCUAACAUGGGAGCAGUUUGUGGACCUGUGCAUCCUUCUGGGCUGUGACUACUGCGAGAGCAUACGUGGCAUUGGGCCCAAGCGUGCUGUGGAGCUCAUCAAGCAGCAUAAGACCAUUGAAAAGAUUGUGCAGCACAUAGAUCCCAAGAAGUACCCCCUACCUGAGAACUGGCUGCACAAGGAGGCCCAGCAGCUCUUCCUGCAGCCUGACGUGGUGGACCCUGAGGCUGUGGAGCUGAAGUGGAGCGAGCCGGAUGAGGAUGGGCUUGUCCUUUUUAUGUGUGGGGAGAAGCAGUUCAAUGAAGAACGGAUCCGCAAUGGGAUCAAGAGGCUGAGCAAGAGCCGCCAAGGCAGCACUCAGGGCCGGCUGGAUGACUUCUUCAAGGUGACUGGCUCCAUCACCUCAGCCAAGCGUAAGGAGCCAGAACCCAAGGGCUCAGCCAAGAAGAAAGCAAAGGGCAAUAGUGCAGCAGCAGCAAAGUUCAAAAAGGGGAAAUAACCAGACCUUCCAGAACUGUCCUAGUUCUCUUCCACUCCCAGAUCCUCCAGGGGUUUAAAUUUGUUAGAAGAUCCUGUAUUCUUCCUGCACUGCUCUGAGUUAUACCCUGCAGGGGAGAAUGGUACCUGUGCUGCUUCCGCUCCUCCAUAUAGUGCUUCCCUGUCAGUGAACCAGAUGACAGUCUCGUAGCACAGAAGCAGUAUAGGCACAAUGCUGCGGGAAGAGAGGGACAAAAUUAGUGGAAGGGUGGG